This is a messenger RNA of Prorocentrum cordatum, 5529 nucleotides long. The record is from the annotation of a GenBank genome assembly. NCBI's taxonomy places the organism in Eukaryota, Dinophyceae, Prorocentrales, Prorocentraceae.
AUGGCCACUGCGAGAUCAAAGCCAAGUAAGUUCUACGACGUCGAGGCUGCUGGGCCCGACGAUGCAGACGACGAUGACGACGGCGUCGAUUCGCUGGACAUCGACGAGCACGGGAACUUGAAGGGCCUUAUCGCAGAUACCACUGACUCGAGCGAGGACGGUCGUGACGAGAGCAGGCCAAAAGCGGAGGUUCGAGUGCCACUCGUCAGCAUCCGUGGCACGGAGAACCCAAUAAUGGACCCCGCUGUUGCGGGGCCCCGGCGGCGGCUGCGCAGGAUCGUGGACUGCAGCGUAGAAGCUGCUAACAGCGGCGCUGCCAGCCGUGGGGAACCCUCUGCUUGCGUGCCUGACGGGCACGAUCCUGCCAGCGACAGCAAGGCUGGCAGCGCAGCAGCCGUUGGUGGCAUGCCUGGCGGUGGACACGGCCCUGGCACUCGCGCGACCUUUGGCGAACGGGCAGACGCUGCCAAUGGCUCCGCUGCCCAGCACAUGGCCGACGGCGGCGCCUCUCGCGCGGGCGCCGCGGCUGCGAGCCAACGGGCCGCUGGAGCGCCAGCGGACGCCAGAGGGCCAGCGUCUGGAGGGGCUGGUGCGGAGGCCCCCGCCGCUCCGGAGCGGACCGCGCCCGCGCUCUCGGCUGCCGCGGGUGCCGCCGGGGCACGGGGCGCCGCGGCAGCCCAAGAGAGCCUGGGCGAGCCAGGCGGUGCCCAGGCUGUGGGCGAGAGCGCCUCCGUACCCGUCGCGUGGGGUGCUCGCGCCAGCGCAGGGGUUUCGUCUGGCAUGCGCGCGUGGCGGCAGCUGCUGGAGGUGAGGGCGUCCCUGCAGGAUCCGCACCUCGCGAUGCUGUGGGCGCAGCUGUCGCUGUCGCGCGGGCAGAGGCAGCUGCUGGAGCAGCAGCAGCUCUGGCUGGACAGCUGUGCUGAACCUGCGCCAGAAGCGCAUGAGGGCACACUGCAGUGGCUCCGAGCAGCGCAAGCUCAGACGCUCAUGGUGCAGCGCAAGUUGGAGCAUCUCGUCGAAAUUCAGUUGGACCCGUCGUGGCAGCCACGGCCAGCCCAGCAGCCAGAGCUUUGGCCCUGUGCUCGGCAGCAGCAGCCGCAGCUGCCGUGGCGAUGGCAGCCGCAUAACCCGAAGCAGCCUCUGCCACUACCAACACAGCAGCCUCAGCAUCUGCAUCAGGGUCAACCAGUGCAGAUUCAUACACACGAGAUUCAGCAACCGCGGGAAUUUCAAGCAUCAAUGCAGUCGCAGCACCAGCAGCGUGAGGAUUGGCAGCAGAAGUAUCAGCAGCAGCAGCAAACAGACCACACGUGGCCCGCGCAGUCCGCCGCGCAAAGGCCAGAGCAGGCUCCAGAGCAGCGAACAUGGCACGCACAGUGGCAAUGGCGGCAUGGCGAGCCACAGCAGCCGCCGCGGCCGCUGCUGCAGGUGCAUGAGCAGGCACUGCCAGCAACGGCAUCGGCUGGAGCACGGCUGCCCACGCUUCCCUCCGGGAUAUCGACCGCAGUUGCGCCAACCAUUCCGCAGGAAACAGUUCCAGCCCCAGCGCUGGCCCCAGCGCCGCAGGGAGGGGUGCCUGGAGAAGGGUUUCACUUGGCGGCUGGCACACCAGGCUUCGCAACGGCCAGCGGCCGGAAAGUCGCGCUCGACCCGGCGAGGCUUCGGGCCGCACAGGCGUUGCUGGCGGCCGAUGGCACUGAAGAAGACCACGCCACUUCAAUUGCACGCUCAGGAGCAGGUACCACAACGGUGCCUGGCAUGGGGGCUGCGGCUGGGACGCCCACGGCGUCCGCCGCAGUGUGGCAGGGGCAGAUUGGCCAGCCCCAGCAGCCGCCACGGCCGCUGUUGCAGGUGCAUGAGCAGGCACGGCCAGCAACGGCAUCGGCUGGAGCGCGGCUUGCCGCGCUCCCCUCCGUGGCAUCGACCACAGCUGUGCCAACCAUUCCGCAGGAAACAGUUCCAGCCCCAGCGCUGGCCCCAGCGCCGCAGGGAGGGGUGCCUGGAGAAGGGUUUCACUUGGCGACUGGCACACCAGGCUUCGCAACGGCCAGCGGCCAGAAAGUCGCGCUCGACCCGGCGAGGCUUCGGGCCGCGCAGGCGUUGUUGGCGGCCGAUGGCACUGAAGAAGACCACGCCACUACAAUUGCACGCUCAGGAGCAGGUACCACAACGGUGCCUGGCAUGGGGGCUGCGGCUGGGACGCGCACAGCGUCCAGGGCAGUGUGGCAGGGGCAGAUUGGCCAGCCCCAGCAGCCGCCACGGCCGCUCUUGCAGGUGCAUGAGCAGGCACGGCCAGCAACGGCAUCGGCUGGAGCGCGGCUUGCCGCGCUCCCCUCCGUGGCAUCGACCACAGCUGUACCAACCACUCCGCAGGAAACAGUUCCAGCCCCAGCGCUGGCCCCAGCGCCGCAGGGAGGGGUGCCUGGAGAAGGGUUUCACUUGGCGGCUGGCACACCAGGCUUCGCAACGGCCAGCGGCCGGAAAGUCGCGCUCGACCCAGCGAGGCUUCGGGCCGCGCAGACGUUGCUGGCGGCCGAUGGCACUGAAGAAGACCACGCCACUACAAUUGCACGCUCAGGAGCAGGUACCACAACGGUGCCUUGCAGGGGGGCUGUGGCUGGGACGCCCGCAGCGUCCGCCGCAGUGUGGCAGGGGCAGAUUGGCCAGCCCCAGCAGCCGCCACGGCCGCUGUUGCAGGUGCAUGAGCAGGCACGGCCAGCAACGGCAUCGGCUGGAUCGCGGCUUGCCGCGCUCCCCUCCGUGGCAUCGACCCCAGUUGUGCCAACCACUCCGCAGGAAACGGUUCCAGCCCCAGCGCUGGCCCCAGCGCCGCAGGGAGGGGUGCCUGGAGAAGGGUUUCACUUGGCGGCUGGCACACCAGGGUUCGCAACGGCCAGCGGCCGGAAAGUCGUGCUCGACCCGGCGAGGCUUCGGGCCGCGCAGGCGUUGCUGGCGGCCGAUGGCACUGAAGAAGACCACGCCACUUCAAUGGCGAGCGCAGCGGUGGGUACCACAACGGUGCCUGGCAUGGGGGCUGCGGCUGGGGCGCCAGGAGGGUGCGCCGCAGGCAUGGCUUCCUGCACGGCAACGGCAGGGUGGCCAGGCGCACCAGAGCCAAGACUACAAGGCUGUACGGUGGCCAGCGGCUUCGCGACUGCAGACGGACGAGGCCUGCAUCUCGACGCCGCGAAGCUGCAGGCUGCACAGGCCCUGUUGGCCGACGCCGAGGGGCCCGUAGCCACGGCAGCGUCAGCUGCAACAGCGCCGCAAUUGGCGACGGUGCCAGCAGCCACCCUGGCCGCACCGCCAGUUGUGACCGAGGAAGCGACCGCGGCCACGACCAGGGCGAGCUCCGCGCCGCGCGCCGAUGCAGGCGCCGCCCCGAGCAGCGGCGACGGCGACCAGGCGGAGCCAGCCGCAGUCGGGGCGGCGGCCUCCUUGCGCACGGCAGCGGGCAGGCCGGUGGAACUGGGCACCACCGCGCUGAGACGGGCGCAGCUGCUGCUGGCGGAGAAGGGCGACGAGGACAUUCCUGGAAGUUGCGCCGACGGGGCUGCUGGAGGCGUCGCCGCACUGGCGGCCCAGGGCGUGCCGUUCCCGCCUGCCGGUGAGGGCCGGUUCGGAGGCGCCGUGCUGCCCUCCGAGAUGAUCUCCGACAUGCAGCGCUGCGGGCGGGCCGAAGGCGACCAGGGCUCCCUGGAUGGCGCAGUGCGGAAGAGAGCCGCGGCGGCACGCCAGGCCAUGGGGGAUCUGCUCGAGGAGCUCAACGCUGACAGCUGCGUCCUGGAGAGCCCGCACCAGCCGGACGCGCGAGCCGCUGCGGGCGCCAGCAAUCUCAGCAAUCGGCCGGUCGCACAGCUUGUGAGCACGCGAGAUGCGGUGUUCGCCCAGUUUCGGCGAGCGGUCGAGGCGUCGCCAGAAGCUCCCGCUCCCGAAGCGGCCGAGGGCGGCCUCGCGCGCUUCGGGCGCGCAUGGCUGGAGCACCACUGGCGGCAGCUGGCCCUGGUCGCCGCGCUGGCAGCGCAGCGGGAGCAGCCGCGCACACCGGCCAGUCGCGAGUCCAUCGUCACAGAGCUCGUUCGGAGGUGCAGGAGAGAGCUCGCGGGCCGAUGCUCCGCCCUUCACCGCGCCUGUGUCGCCGGAGGCGGCGGCCUGGGCUCCCUGCACCUGGUGCUCCUGUGCGCGUCGGUUGCGCCCGCGUCGGCGGGGGCUCCUGCACGCGCCGAGCUCAGCGACGGGUUCUACUCUGUCUCCGUGGAGCUGGACGCCCGGUCCCAGAUCCGUGCGGGGCGCACCGUCCACGUCUGCGGCGGCACCGUCGAGGGCCUGCCCGAGUGCGGCUGCCACCCCCUCGAGCAGCCGGCGGCCGCCUGCCUGCGGGUACCGCCGAACGCCUGGCGGCCCGCGUCGAGCGGCUGCCGCCUCGGGCCGCAGCGCCGCCCCUUCCCCGCCGCCCGCCUGGCAGACGUGCGCCCGGGCGGCGGCGACGUGCCGCUCGUGGACGUCGUCGUGCUCCGCGUGCUGCCCUGCACGUACCGCUCCUUCGGGGUGCGCGGCGGCACCGCGGCGGCCGAGCGGACCAGCUCGCAGGAGCUGGCGCACUGCGAGGCGCUGGCGGCAGGGGCCCUGAGCGGCGCCGAGGCGGCGGUGCGCGAGCUCGCUGGCGCGGGCGCCGACGAGGCGGCGCAGGUGGCGCUGGCGGAGCGGCUGCGGGCCGAGGCGCAGGCCCGCGUGGCUGCGGAGGCGGGCUCGCCGCACCUGCCGGUGCUGGUGGUGGACGCGCAGGCGGUGGCGGGGCCCUCGCCCAGCUGGUGGGGCUCCGUGGCGGUGCUCACGCUGCGGGGCGCCUCCGAAGAGGUGGGCCCCGCGCCGCUGGACCGGCUACGCGUGACCAGCGCGGGCGUGGCCAGGAGUGGCGCCGGCGGCCUGCUGAGGCUCUUCUGCGGCCCAGCGUCGCGGAUGCAGCACAGGCCCCGCGCCCGCAGCUCCGCUGCGCCCCCAGGCCUCCCGCUGGCCGCCUUCCUGGGCGGGCCCUUCGGCGCCAGCGGCGGCCCGCCGGCCCUGGGCGCGGGCGGCGACCCGCCGCCGCCCAGGGAGCUGCGCGGCCUCUUCUGCGACCUGGCCGGCGCGCCGCUGCGCGGCGGCGCCGCGGAGGCGGGGGCAUGCAGGGGCGGCGGCUGGCGUGCGUUCCUGCCGCUCUGGCUGCUGGCGCCGGGCGGGCGCCUGUGCCGCGUCCUCGUGGAGGAGUGGGCCGAGGACGCCGCCAGGGCGCGGGGCGCGCUGGGGCGCGCCGCCGCGGCGUUCGGCGCCGCAUGCGCGGACGAGGCUGCGCUCCUGGUCCAGAACGUGACGUUUGCAUGGUACGACCCGCAGCGGCAGGUUGUGAAUUUCCGGGCGCGCCGGCUGCACCUCCGCCUCGCGCGCAACCCCACGUCGUUGGACGCGCAGAGGGCGAUGGGGUCGCUCUGCUUCUCGGCUGGGGAGCUCGAGAGGUGGCGGGCGCUGCUGGAGUCGGGCUUCCCCGCGUGA